CUGUUCUGUGCAGAGAGGAACACAGAUGCGCUGAAAUGCUUGGAUAAAAGAUGCUCUGAUUUUCCAAUACAUGUCUCUAUCUUCUCCCUGUGGAAUGAUGCAUCUAAUGAUGGAUAGAGUCAGUUUGCUGUGCUGCAUCUUACACUGGACACAGGCAUUCCUCCUGUCCCCAGCUUCUUCUUGGAGUAAAGGAACAAAACUCAGAAGACCUGUCUUCUCUGGAUCAGUGCUGGAGAACUGGCCAGUUGGCACCAAAGUAAAUGGUUUGAACAUCCAUCUGAACAGGAUUAACCCCGAACCCUGGUGCUCCAAUGUAGCAGGACGCAAACUCCACCUGCAACUCCUGGGGGAGGAGAAGUCUCGUUUUGAGGUCUACUUUCAUCACAGGUCUACUCAACUGUCCCUUAAGACCACACAGGUCUUGGAUAGAGAGGAGAGGUCCAGGUAUCUCUUUAAAUUGGGUCUAUGUUGCAAACUAUGUAUCUCCCAGGAGAACAUUGUCACAGAAUUGGCUGUGGUGACCAUACACGUGUUGGAUAUGAAUGACAACGCUCCUCAGUUUACUCCCACCAGCCUCAACCUCUCCAAGAUAAGCCUAGAUGAAACCACAGGGCUCAAGUCUGUGGUCCACAAGGUGAGUGCUUAUGACCCUGACCAUGGCUCCAACGCUGACCUGGUCUACUUUGCAGAUCCCACCAGCAGCUACUUCUUUGUCAUCCCCAAGACAGGUCAGGUGGUCUUGGUAAAGUCCAUUCUGGACCUCAAGAAGAACAUUAACUUAACAAUCUUUGCCAGAGACCAUGGCCAACCACCAUUGGUGAGUGCUCCUCUAGAAGUGCAGAUCUGUCCCAAGAUGAAGAAGUUUUCUUUGUCCAGCAAAGGGGAUGCAUAUCAUGGACAUUUUAAAAUCAAGAGGUCAACAGCUGAUUCUUACUAUGCCAUCUCCAUCCCUGAAGAUGCCCCUGUGGGCUCCUUGGUCACAACGUUGAUCCCCAGAGAAUACAAUGUAUCAGUUUUUGAGCUGCUUUCCUCAAGUCCUGGAGAUUCUCCUAUUGCAGUGAACAGAGAGACUGGAGAGGUUACAGUGUUCAGGACCCUGGACAGAGAACGCACAGCAAGCUAUGAGUGUCUCAUCAAAGUGUUGGACAGAAUUGGGAAAGGUUCGUACAUUAUCCACCUGGCACUAACGAUAAUGGAUGUUAAUGAUGAACAUCCCGAAUGGACAAUGGAACCAUCUCCCUUCUUAGCGGUGGUGUUACCGUCAUCCCCACCCAGGACGCGUGUGUACAGACUACAUGCUAUUGAUAAAGAUGAAGGAAUAAAUGGAGAAAUCGAGUAUUUUCUGCUUCAAGGUGGAGAAGGUAGAUUUUCUGUUGACCAGAACACUGGUUGGAUACAAACUACUGGAGGGACUCUGGUGGAAGACCACGAGUAUACACUUACUGUGCAGGCUGCUGAUAAAUUUGGAAUGAGGAGUACCCCAGUCACAGUGUCUGUGUUCACAGGUCCCAGACCUCCCCAGUUUAAACAAGUUUCAUACAUUGUACACGUGCCAGAAACGACCCCACCUGGGCUUACGUUGGUGACUGCAUCUGCUCUGUCACAUCAAAACAAGACCUUGACGUACAGUUUGUCUGCAAAUCCCCACGGUUUAUUCCAUAUUGAUCCGCUCACUGGGGAGGUGGCACUAACCCAAACUGUGGAUUUUGAGAGUGAUCCGCAUCGGUUCGUCUUGGUUGUUGCGGCUACAGAAACCUUGGAGCAGCUGGAGAGUAUUACAGAGGUGGUGGUUGAAAUCACAGAUGUCAAUGACUGCACCCCAGAGUUCCAACAGACAAUCUACAGCAAAGAUAAUGUCCCGGAGACCGUACCUGUGUCAGCCUCUCUUUUACAAGUGAUGGCCACUGACUGUGAUUCCGGUUUGAACGGAGAGGUUUCCUAUUACACUCUGAGCCCUGACUUCAGCAUCUCCGAACAGGGUACCAUUAGCCCAGCAAGGGAGUUAGAUUACGAGAGGCCCAACCAUCUGUAUGAAUUUGUAAUCCUGGCAAUAGACCAAGGAGAGGAACCAAAGACUGGGACAGCUACAGUGCGGAUACGAAUCGCCAAUGUGAAUGACAAAGCUCCGGAAUUCUCUCAAACAAUAUAUAGAACGUUUGUAUCAGAAGAUGCCGGACCCAACACUUUGGUUGCAACUGUACAUGCCUUCGAUCCAGACGGGGAUCAGGUGAUAUAUGACAUUCUGGAUGGAAACCGGGAAGGGAAUUUUAAUAUAGAUCCUCAAAAAGGAAUAAUCCGACUUAGUUCAAGCCUUCGUCCCAGGCUUCAUGGUGCUGAGUAUGUGUUGCAUGUAACCGCUACUGAUGACAAUGCCUCUGGUGGACCACACAGCCUCACUGGCACGACCACAGUUAUUGUGCGAGUGGAUGACAUCAACCACAACAAGCCUGUUUUUCAUAAGUGUGCUCACUAUCGGCAUCACACUUCUGUUCUGGAGAACCAACCACCCGGGACGGUGGUGCUGCAGGUGGAGGCAAUGGAUGCUGAUCACGGAGUCAACGGGCAAGUGAAGUAUGGGAUUGUCCAUCGAGAAGGCUCGCUUCCUUCUUUCAGCAUUCAUCCAGAUACAGGCGUUCUUACCACCCUUCAGAGAUUUGAUCGAGAGAAGCAGAAAGAAUUCCCUGUGACCAUCAAGGCAACAGACCAAGCAGCGGAACCCCUCAUUGGACUCUGCCAAAUCAGCAUACAGAUCCUGGACCAAAAUGACAAUGAUCCCAGCUUCGAGAACAACCACUACGAAUAUUUCCUGAGAGAAGAUACCACCGUGGGAACAAGUUUUCUCCGCGUUGCUGCUCGAGAUGAUGAUUACGGUGUAAACGGACUCAUCACGUACACAGUGGCUGAAGAGGAACCAAGCACCUUCCAAAUUAACAGUACUACAGGGUGGCUUUACGUCAGCCGGCAAAUACCUCGGAAGUCUAUUAUAACUCAAGAGGUCAUUGCAACUGAUGGAGGUAACAGGAGCACACGUGUUGAAGUAAUUGUUCGAGUUACGGAUGCCCAAAACCAGCCUCCAGUAUGGGAGAAGGACCGAUACGAGCUAGUGGUUCCAGAGAAUACUCUAAGAGACACGUCUGUUGUGACCAUUAAAGCCUCUUCUCUACUGGGAGAUCCUCGUGUGACAUACACAUUAGAGGAAGGUUUGGUCCCAGAAAGUAACAUGCCUGUGCGUUUCUACCUGACUGUAAACCGUGAAGAAGGUUCGGCAUCUGUGCUUGUAGCAGAGCCCUUGGACUAUGAGACAACCAAGAACUUCAUCCUGAAGAUUCGCGCACAGAAUGUUUCUCCAGUACCUCUUGCUGCCUUCACUACAAUUCUUAUUAACAUUACAGAUGUGAAUGACAAUGUACCAUUCUUCACUUCAUCUAUCUACGAAGCCACUGUUACUGAAGGAGCUGAAUUGGGAACACUCGUCCUUCAAGUGUCUGCAUCUGACCAAGACCUUGGUCUGAAUGGAGAGAUCACCUAUUCUAUUUUGGAAGAUCGCAGUGGGGACCAUGCCCUGUUCCACAUUGAUUCUCAAACGGGUGCAAUAUACACAGCUGCGGUGUUUGACCGAGAGACAAAGGGUUCGUAUCUCCUGGAAGUGAAAUCAUCAGAUGGAUCAGAGUCUGCUCGGCCAGGAAAACAUGGACAGCCUAACUCUGACACGGCGUACGUGCGUAUUUUCAUCAGCGAUGUCAACGAUAACCGGCCUGCGUUCACUCAGAGCACCUACUAUGCUAAUGUGGCUGAGGAUCGGGAUGUGGGAUCCAUUGUAAUUAGCGUCACUGCUAGUGACCCCGAUGAAGGUAUGAAUGCAAACAUCCGAUAUCAGAUCACAGCUGGAAACAAAGGUGGCGUGCUGGAUGUAGACCCCGAAACAGGUGCCGUCUUCAUCUUCCAACCAUUGAAUUACGAGGAGGUCCAAGUUUAUGAACUUAGUGUUUUGGCAUCAGAUGGCAAAUGGGAAGAUUAUGCCACGGUUAUCCUCAAUGUACUGAAUAAGAAUGACGAGGCCCCAGUUUUCACACUAAAUGAGUACCAAGGACAUGUAAUGGAGGAACUGUUCGAUUUACCUGUUUUCGUGCUACAGGUUUCAGCUAAGGACCCUGAUUAUGAUGAACAAGGAACCAUCAAGUAUUCUCUCCAUGGGAAUGGUGCUAAUAACAUAUUUACCAUUGAUGAAAGGAUAGGAAAUAUUUUUGCACAAAAAACCCUGGACCGUGAAGACCAUGCUGUUUGGAGAUUUGUGGUAUUGGCAACUGAUGAAGAAGGAGAUGGACUCACUGGGUUUGCUGAUGUUAUCAUCCAUGUAGACGAUGUCAAUGAUAAUGCUCCUCAGUUCACUUGUGCCAUUACAAACUGCAGUGGGAACGUGCUAGAGCAUGCACAAGCAAACACUACCAUCUUGGAGAUGAACGCAGUAGACAAAGACGAUAAAACUGAAGAAUCCAAUGCAAUUUUGACUUUUUCCAUCCUUAAUAGUCCAUUGGAUCCAUUAGGGCAGAGUUUGUUUGCAAUAGAUGAAAGCUCUGGCACUAUUUAUACAGCUUUUGGAAACCUUGACAGAGAAGAGAAUGAUACUUACUAUCUUCUCAUUGAAGUCAAAGAUGGAGGUGGAUUGACUACAACAGGAACAGCCACUAUUAAUGUUUUAGAUGUCAAUGAUCAUGCCCCACGAUUUACCCAAGACAGCUGGAAUGCUAUGGUCUUGGAGACCAGUGACAUCAACUCGGUUGUCCUUCAGUUGAUGGCAAUCGAUGAUGAUGUUGGGGAGAAUGCUCUACUUACCUUCAGCAUUAUUGGAGGAGACCCAGAUCACGUGUUCUCCAUUGGAAGUAAUAAAAAGAACAAGCAGGCAGAAAUCAAGCUGAAGAAGAAAUUAGACUAUGAGAUCCCUCAGGAACGCAGGUUUAACUUGACUAUUAAAGUAGAGGAUCGUGAUUUUUCCACAACUUCCCAUUGUUUGAUAGAGUUGCAGGACUGCAAUGACCACUCUCCAGUUUUCAUUCCAUCCGUUUUGAAAGUGGCCCCUUUGUUCGAAAAUAUAACUGUUGGGUCUACUGUUACUCAAGUCACUGCUUUUGAUGCUGAUUCUGGACUAAAUGGACAGUUUGUUUAUAGCAUUAGCCCCGAUUCCGAUGUUCUAGGAGAAUUUUAUAUUGACCAAAGUGGUUUUCUAAAAGUGGCAAAAUCCCUGGAUAGAGAAGCCAUUCCCCAAUACAGCCUAGAGAUCCUAGCAUCUGAUCUAGGUUCUCCUCCUCAAACUGGCAGCACAAUGGUGUUUCUAAAUUUGAUGGAUGUUAAUGAUAAUGGUCCGACAUUGGAACAGUUGUAUACACCCAUAGUUUGGGAGAACACGGAGUGGCCUCAGAACAUACUUAUUAAUGAGACAUCUGAUUUGUUAUAUGCUGUAGACCCGGAUAGUGCAGAGAAUGGACCGCCCUUUACGUUUUCAUUACCCAAUGACUAUCGAAAUUCCUCUGAGUUCCGAUUAAUUGAUCACGGGAACAGCACAGCCUCUAUUCAAACUCUCAGAGCGUUCGACCGAGAACAAGAAAAAACUUUUUUUCUUCCAGUUAUCAUUGCAGAUAGUGGAAAGCCAUCCAGAAGCACCACUAAUGUUUUAAUAAUAACAAUAGGAGAUGAAAAUGAUAAUCCACAUGCAGGAGGUCAUAAAGAUAUUUACAUUUAUACCCAUGGAGCUGUGCGGUCACCAGUGGAGGUUGGAAAAGUCUUUGCUCCAGAUGAAGAUGAUGGGGACCAGAAAACCUUUACCUCUGUACCACACAUGCCUUUGCCAUUUAGACUGAGCCCCAACAACGGGUCACUAAUGAUGAUGGAGAAAGCUGCGGAAGGAACGUACAACUUCAAGAUUAAGGUUUCUGAUGGGAUGUGGCCGGACGUCUUCUCUACUGUAACAAUUCACGUACACGAGAUACAAAGUGAUUCUGUCCAGAGCUCUGUGUCAUUGAGGAUAACUAAUGUUACCUCAGAAGAGUUGAUCGAUAAGGAUGAAUUAGGAGUAAGCCAACUUGACCGACUUCAAACCAUCCUGGCGGAUGUCACUGCAGUCCACCCUAGCAAAAUACAUAUCUUCAGCUUGACCACCACAGAGGGGAAAAUGACCGACCUCAGAUUUGCGGUUUGUGGUUCUUCUUGUUACAAGCCAGAGAUCUUACAGAGCAUCAUUGGAACACAGAGAUACAAGGUCCAAGCAGCCCUGAAAUCAAAUAGAUCCCAUGUCGAGAUUGAUUUCUGUUUUCGUGCCAGCUGUGAGAAUAAAAGUGGCUGCACUUCCCGUGGCACAGUCAGAGCAUUGCCAUCACUCGUGGACAGUGGCAGAGUCUCCUUUGUCUCUGUUCUCACAAAUAUCAACUUGGGGUGCAAAUGUCCAGCUACUAAGAGAGUUCACCAGACGUGCUCUUCACAGCUCCGAAACCCCUGUCUGAAUGCGGGCACCUGUACAACCACUCUCAACGGUUACAGGUGCCACUGUCUCCCUCCAUUCCACGGGCCACUGUGCCAGCAGACAGAGAGAUCCUUCCACGGUAAUGGCUAUGCAUGGUUCCUUCCCAUCAGCCACUGCUCAGAGAGUCAUCUGUCCCUGGAGUUUAUAAGUGAUGUACCAGAUGGACUCUUAAUUUACAGCGGACCUUUAUCCAAUCAGCUUCAAGGAAGCGGGCAGAAUUUCAUGGCUAUUGAAAUUACGAGCGGCGUGCCAAUUCUGAAGAUCAGAGAGGACGGUUCCACCCACCAAAUUCAAUUUCCAGAAUGUGUGAACGUUACUGAUGGGAUGUGGCACCGGAUUGACAUUAGGAUGAAAGGAAAGGAAGUUAAUGUGACUCUGGACCGCUGCAUGUCCGCACUUAUCCACGAAAAGGAAGGUGUUGGGAUGAAGCUAUUAACGGAGGAUCGAUCAAGCUGUGAGAUCCGAGGGCUGAUCACAGAGGACAGAAGAUUUUGGGAUCCCCAUCCGGUGCUGCAGCUGGGAGGAGUGAAGCCAUCGGCUUCCCAUUCUUACCCACUCCUGACACACAAACACUUCAAAGGAUGUCUUCGUAACGUCAUUCUCAACAAACAGAUGUACGAUCUCGGAGCCCCUAUAGAAACCAUAAAUAGCUCUCCCGGCUGUCAGAAAAAGAGUGGUAUUUGUGAAACAUCUGGAUCAUCAUCAUCAUGCGAAGCUCUGUCCAGAUGUGCUGGGGAUCCCGGCUCGACCAGCUGUGAAUGCGUGACUACCCAUAACGAACAUGAAUGUGGAAAAGUUGCGAAGGAACACUACUUUCAUUCAGGCAGCUAUAUUCGUUACCAGUUUCCUCAUGCACUUAAUCCACAAAGGACAUAUUUUCAGACCAGAUUAAGAACACGACAUGCUGAUGGCACAAUCCUGAGCCUGUUUUCAAAAGACCAAACAGAAUACAUUCACCUACAGGUGGCGGAUGGACUUCUGAAGGUCUCAUACAACAUUGGUGAUGGUGAUAACACGGUAAAUCUUCCUGACCACAAGAUUGACACAGGAGAGUGGAAUGAAAUCAGUAUGGAGAGAGUGCACAAUGAAUUCACACUUCGUGUAAAUGGAGGAGGUGGACACCGCGAAAUAACAGAAGGACAUGGAACAUACAAAGAAAUUAAAGUCGAUCCGAGCAAUAUAAUACUUGGAAGUAACAACUUCAACAAACAAAGUUAUCAAGGUUGUUUGAGGGAUGCAAAAUUGAAUAACUACAGACUUCCAAUGGAAAACCAGACUACCGCUCCGUUGUUUAUCAUCAAUAAAAAGGGAGUGAGUGAGGGCUGCUUUUCCGAGGCCUGCAAAAGUAACCCUUGUAGACACGGAUUUAUCUGCACUGACUUGUGGAUGAAACACGAAUGCAGCUGCCCAGCAGGUUACCUACCGAUUGAAAAUACUACAGACCCGCACUGUAUGUACACAGUGUGUGCCAAGCUUCCCUGUAGGCAUGGCACCUGCAUUCCACUCUCGCCAGCCGAAUUUACCUGCCACUGUGCUGAGGGCUAUGUUGGGAAUAUAUGCCACAUCCCGCUGGAAGCUUUUGGACCAGGACUAUGGUUCAGUACUAUAUACAUCAUCUCUACAUGCUUCCUGUCACUCAUCGUUCUAAUGGCUGGCGUUCUGCUGUGGUCUCACUGUAAACGGAAGAAACGGUUAAAUCGGGGAGUUUAUCACGUGUCGGCACACGGUCGAGAGGUGGAAGAUACCAGGCAGAAUAUGUUCCAUUAUAAUGAGGAAGGAGGAGGAAAGGAAGAUCAUGACGCGUUCAACAUGACAGAACUCCAGCUGUCUCUUCGGAGCAGCCCCAUGCACACGCUCCGCAGGAAGACAAGAGAGCGGCAUAUAAAUGGUCCCUUAAGCUGUGAUUAUGAUACGUCUGUCAGCCAGAAGGAGCCGUCACAACUGCCAGCAUCAGAACUGAGCUGUUCUUUUACCAGUGGAGAUUUCAGCCAAUAUUUCUAUGAUGUCUUCCAAGAUGCGGCCUACAUCCAAAGGGCACUGUCCUGCGACAGCUUAAAGGUAUAUAAUCUGGAAGGAGAUGGAUCUUUGGCUGGAAGCCUUAGCACACUGGCAUCAUCUGGCCUAGGAGACGACAUGGAGUACGAAGAAGAGCUGAAACACUGGGGGCCAAAGUUUGUGAAUCUCUGUAAACUUUACUCUUAUACGGAGGAGGAUGAGCUGCAGUGAGAUCCAGAGCUCGUAGCAGGAGAGAGAACAUGUGGAUUCAUGGCCAAGUAAAAUCAACGCACAUCACCUGCUGCGUAUUACAGAUUAUGGUAUUUAAUUAACAUAACGCACGUUUGCAAAAUUAUGUCCCGGUAGUAAGCAACUCAGAUGGUGAUUGAACAAGUUAAAGGGAUGCCGUACCAAAGAACUUACACUCUGUUUAGGUGGAUUCCCUCGCAGCCAAGGGAAAUGUGUAAAUAGUAACCUCACCCAAAUCUUCAGGAACUUUUAUGUCAAUCUCGCUUUGCGAGAGAACUCUCCUAACCGGAGCAGACUUCUUUUAUAGUUGUGCGUGUGUGUCUGUAGAGUUCAGUAGAUUUAGGUUUAUAUUAAGAAAGCAGGCUAGCAACUUGUCUUAACACUUCAAUUGCCAGAGACCCUUCUCAAUGCAAUGGAAGUAAAUGCACCUGGCCUUCGAGAUAUUAAAUGUCACCCACUGGGCCUUGAGAAGAUUAUGGUUAUUAAAACCUAGCAUUGAACAUCAAUGAGACAGUAAUGCUUCAAAUAGACUUUCGUUUCUAUAAAUGGCGGUAUGUAAAGUUGUGGGACAUGGUUCACAGGUCACUAAUAUUGAAGCCGGCAUUUUAUACAGGAAAAUGGACUAUUCCUAUCUAUGCACUGUCUGGUCACUAACCAGAUUUCAAUUGUAGCUGCAUUUUGAUUGGCUGAAAACAGAGUUUUAUAUAAUUUAGCUGUAAAACCAUAUUACUAAAUUUAGACUGAUGAAGAAAAUUUAGAGAGGUACAGAAACUUUCCAAUUCCAUUAACAAGCAUAUAUUUUAUAAGCAGACUUUCAAUUCACUGAUCAGUUUGUAAAUCCCAGAGAAUCAUCUUAAAUGUUAUGUACAUUUCCCCCCACCCCCUUUUACCUGCUACAAUUGGGCUGAGAUUCUUAUAGCACAAAAACGUAUUACAGGCAAGUCCUAUAGCUUUUACAUACAUACAGUGAACUUGUCUCAGGGCUCUAUUACAUGGAGGCCAUUUAUAUUAAGAAGUUACUGGUCCUUUUAAGAAGUUUUUUUUUUUUUUAUGCUGUAGAAGGUCAUGAAUUUAUUUUAACCCGUCUGAAGACAUUUAGGCAAGGUUUACAUUUUUACAAUGUGAAUUAUUUUAUCCCAGGAUCUGUGCCGUACUGUAAUCUGGUCCUCCUGUGUGCGGACGGUGCUGUGGUCUCUCGCACAUCCGUACAAUACUGUGUUUAUGUGCCUUACACAUCUGCAUGUAUUAGCUUGUGCCAAACCCCAUGUAGUUCAAACUCUGUUAGACCAAUAAA
Messenger RNA from Pelobates fuscus (common spadefoot toad), 10052 nucleotides. RefSeq names its product neural-cadherin-like. Gene Ontology annotation, biological process: homophilic cell-cell adhesion. The coding region runs from base 71 to 8740 and encodes 2889 amino acids. The transcript has 33 exons. Gene Ontology annotation, cellular component: plasma membrane; catenin complex. The record is from RefSeq and is a predicted model, not a curated record. NCBI's taxonomy places the organism in Eukaryota, Metazoa, Chordata, Amphibia, Anura, Pelobatidae. Gene Ontology annotation, molecular function: calcium ion binding; cadherin binding.